Bipolaris oryzae ATCC 44560 is the source of this 1392-nucleotide messenger RNA. RefSeq lists its product as uncharacterized. The annotation marks the transcript as partial. Lineage: Eukaryota; Fungi; Ascomycota; Dothideomycetes; Pleosporales; Pleosporaceae. Gene Ontology annotation, cellular component: nucleus. Gene Ontology annotation, molecular function: metalloendopeptidase activity; polyubiquitin modification-dependent protein binding; single-stranded DNA binding. The transcript has a single exon. The record is from RefSeq and is a predicted model, not a curated record. Gene Ontology annotation, biological process: DNA damage response.
CUCAUGAACAUUCGCAGACGGGCCGCAGCACUAUACGAAAACAGCUUGAACGAAGAAAUUCCUUUUCGGAUAUUCAACAAACUCGACCAAGCUCUGUUUGCUGGAUACUUGAAUAAUGCCGUCUUUCUCGAUACCAGCAGGUUAGAUUCUGAUUUUUCUGGUAUUACCUACACUCACGGAUGGGGACCCAAUGCGGAAGUCAAGCGCAUCUCCAUUAUCCUCAAUCAAGAUGUAAUCCGACAUGGCCAGGCAUGGGACAUUGUUGCUACGCUGAUCCACCAUAUGAUCCACGCAUACUUUCUUGUGGCCUGCGGCGAGCAAAAGGAGCAUGAGAUGGACUAUGGGCGUUUGAACCACGGUUUACAUUUCGGCAAGAUCAUGCUCGCCAUCCGGAGGCUUUCGGCUGCUCACAGCAGAGAGCUUGCAACCUUGGACUAUGGGCAUCGCUUGCCCAGCAGACGUUUUCAUGCCGACGACUACUACCGCCGGUGGAGACGAGAUGAGAUCGAGCACGAAUAUGGGAACGAGUGGUAUUGUAGCCACUGUCACGGUGGCAUGCGCGGACCGUCUGAUUGCGAGGUGGACAAAUGGUAUAAGAAAGUUUGCCAGCCAAUGCUUGACCUACCACCAAGUAUUCGCGGUCUCGAGGUAGAGGUAUACAAUGUCCAACGACACGAGUUGGUGAAGAGACGUCGGACGCACCUCGGUCCUUCUUCAAAGUCUGUAGAGUUUAUUUUCAAAGAUCGACCGGUCCUUGUUGGCAGGGAUAAGAUUGACCAGUUUCCGAGUGUCAUGAAAGCGUCUGAUAAGGGUGGCAGUCGCUUUCUCAUAGUACCCAAGGAAGUCUCAGAAGACACGUUUAUGCGCCUCCUUGAAUUCCUCCAUACUGGCUCUUAUCCUCCUGAUCCGCACGUCUUUGCUGGCGCUGCAGUUAGUCGAGAUGUCCGACGAAAAGCCCCUCCUAUCAUCAAGUCCCAGAACACAUCCGUUGGGGCAGUUGUGGUCUUAGCCGACAUACGAUUUGCCAAGCUUGGCUUAUAUAUGGGCUUCGAAGAUUGCAAGACCUACGCCUUGGACCGCAUGAACACAUACAGGGUCAUGUACGAAGACCCUGUGGCUGUUCUCAAAGAGAUUUACCGAGGCAGCGAACUAGACCCUGAUCUCAAAGUCUGGGCACGCAUGUUCCUCACACGUUGCCCUGAUACAUCGAGUCCUGGUCGUUACCACGGCGAUUUGCGAGACCACAGCACCGUAGAGCCACCCAACCUGCUGAAACUUGAAAGUCGGCAAGGUCCUUAUCGGUCACGCUUUUUCACUGCCAUUGGAGUUAGUGGAGCACUAGAGGACGAUAUUAAUAAAGCCCGUGCCGAGCUCAAAACUGCAGGUUGGUAU